AUGUCAUCCGCGUCCCGCCUGCCAAACAUCGCGGAGGGCAAACUAACAGCCCAGCCCUUAGAUGCCGUUCCUCAGUUUAACUGGGUUUUCUUGAUCGAGCUUAUUGUGUGCGGAAUUCUAGCCUAUACAUGGCAUUACUACCGUAUUUAUAUCGAUAUCCAUGCCCUCCAAAUAUCGCUCUUAGGCGGAAGGAUUUUUUUCAAGGGUGUUCGAUACCAUGGGGAAAAUGAGACAAUAUUGAUUCACUCGGGGUACAUUACGUGGAGAUACUGGCUGCGUCUUGUUCGGGAUAGCGAAUUGGUGCAGGGACAAACACCGUUGCCUCAUGCUGCUUCUCCCCCAAAGUCGGACACAACUCAAGAAGAUCAGGUCAAGAGUCCUGAAGGCAAGGAAAGUGCGAAUGGGAACACCAAGGAACAAAACCAGCUUCCUUGUCGAAUAGAGAUCACGCUUCACGGUGUAGAAUGGUUUGUUUAUAACAGAAGUGCAGCAUAUGACACAAUUCUUGCUGGCUUCCAGCCUUCGGGGCGAACAAACCCGAGCAAAGUUAAGCAGGAAGCCGGUGCCGAUAAAGAUGCAACUCGCACAGCUGCAAAGGAAGCCAAAGGAUCCGGGAUUGAAGUGUCGAGCAAACCGGGUGUUAAUUCCAGUCAAAAUGAAUCGUUGGCAAAACACGAUACCUUGGCAUCAGAGCCCGACUCUGUAGACGAUGCUUCCGCCAGUUCAAAAUUGCCCACUUAUCUCUCCUUGCUCCCUAUAUGGAUCAAUUGUUACAAAGGUGCUUUGGUCGUGGGUAAUGAGCACGUCAAAACUCUUCUGACAACAACUUUUGAAAAAGGACACGGAAGAAUAGACGCUGGUGAUUCGGGCGCGCUUGACGUCUAUAAACAAAUCUUUGAGUUUGAAUUGGUUCAUCCUACUGUGCAGUUUAAGCCAAAUCCAGAUUUCAAAUCUUCCCAAUUAGCGGCCGCGAAAACCCAUUCCAAUGCGGAUAUCGACAAUGUGACCCAAAGCCGAAGACGCCAUUUCCGUUGGGCAUUUCAGCUUCGUAAACGAAAGCUAUGGUAUAGCCUUCGUGAUCUCGUCCCUUAUUUUCAGAAAUCAGUUGAAUCAUUUCAAGUUCACCAUAAAGGUGCAACUGCGUCAAGGUCUAUGAAUCUGCCUGAAACAUUGCCCGCGGAAUCUCAUUGGACGGGUCUCACGAGAUAUCUUGAUGAAGAGAGCCGAAAUGAGCAUGAAGGAUGGAACGCCGUUGAAUAUGGGCGCUUUUCAACGCUACUAGAUUGCCCUAGUCUCAUGCUCAGAUACCACUGGGACAUUCCUGGUAAAGUAUCUGCUCGACGGAUUGACCCGGCGUCAUCCGUUCGCAGAAUGACGAAUAAUAUCAACGGCGCAGAACCGCCAGAAUGGGGAAUGCACUUGGCUGUGAGGGGAGGGAUGAUAAAUUAUGGCCCCUGGGCAGACAGAGAACGUGCCAAUCUCCAGGCCAUUAUUUUUCCAAAUUCUUAUCGUGAUUCACAGCCUAGCGCCCCUUUAGAAAUCGGGGAAUGGAGGCAGAGCACCUUGUUUGAUUUCACAAUCACUUUUGAAGAGGAAACAAAUUUGCGCAUCCCUACUAGAGAGCCUUCCAAAGAUUGGAUAUGGAAAAACAGAACCGAUGCUACAAAACCGAAAAACAGGAAGCAAAACGAACAUCCUCGGGGAAAGGAAGCGGAUAAGGGAAAUCACGGUCCCGAUAUUCGGCCCUUUGGCUGGCUCGCUCUGGGAAUAGAAGCAGGUUCGAAAUUCGAGUACCGAAUGGGCAUGUUUGCAACGCCAACAGGAUAUGGGAAUCAGCUUGUGCUCGACCUACAAGGUAGUAGAGUCACAUCGAGUGUUAACCAUGCAGUUCUAUGGCAUUCCGGGCCGCAGAGGAUUUCUUGUGAUUUAUCUAAUCCCUUGGAAUGGAAUACCUUGCACACUUGGUCAUUCACCAUCCACAGCAACAAUUUGGAGCUGUUUUUCCUACGGGACCACAUCUUCCUACUUACCGAUCUUGUCAACGACUGGACUUCGGGCCCUUUCUCGGAAUUUUACACAUUCGUUCCAUUCCAAUAUAACGCCCAUCUCUCGUUCACCAACGUCAAGCUUUUUCUCAAUGUCAACGAUUCGAACAUCAUCAAUAACCCUACCGAUAUCGAAGACAACUCAUUUCUUAUUAUAGAAUCGGAAACUCUAACCUCAAAUGUAUGCAUCCCGACGACGAACUACAAGCCGAAACGGAAUGCCAUCCCAUUUGACCUCAGGCUGGCGGGCACCACAAUGAAAUUUUCUGUUCCUUCUUGGAAUACCCACCGUACAUUCCUCGAACAGUCUUCUCUUGCAUCUCUAGACAACUUCGAGAUGAGCGGUAACUAUUCAUACAACACGCUCACGUCGCCGACUUUAACGGAUAUUCUUACACUUGAUUUAUUGGGAAACUCCUUAGAAAUAUAUAUUUACGGAUUUCUCGUGGAUACGUUUUUAAAAGUUAAAGAAAACUAUUUCGGCGAGAAUAUACAUUUCAAAACCCUGGAGGAGUUCCAAGAGAUUGCUAGUUCAGACAAAACAUCGGUGUCAAAUUCGGUGACGAAUAAGUCCAAUGACCUUGAUGUCAUUUUGCAUAUUCAUGCUGAGGACUGCACGGUUUUACUCCCUAGCAAUAUUUAUGAUCGACUUCAUUGCGUGGCUAUUGAAGCGGCUUCUCUUGAUGCUGAUGCUAGAUUUACGAACUAUUACAUGGAUCUGCAGACGUCUUUCAGCCCUCUAGCAGCAUCCCUACGAGCAUUCGACAAGUCCACAUCCAGACCCGAGCUCUUUAUAGACGGCCUCAGUGUCUAUGGACACCGGUUAUUUGGCCUGCCGCCCACUGAACCAACCUACGUUUGCAAUUGGGAUUUUGACGUAGGUCGUGUUAUAGGAGAAUGCUCUACCGACUUCAUAAAAUAUUUCAAAUCAGCACUGAGGUCUUUUGCCUAUUCGAUUGAUGACGAAGAAAAUUCCCUACCCCCGCUUAAACCAAUCGAACUGCAUGAUGUCGUGCUGCUGCGAGCAAAAGUCGACUCCAUCCAACUUUGGGUAAUCUUGGACACAACAGCAUUAUUAUUUAGCUCUGAUGCUAUGGACUUCAACUUCAACGAUUGGGCUGGAGUGAAGUUCUCUGAGCGCCUUGAUCUGAGUCUUCCAGACAUAACUCUCGCUAUUGUCGAUGGUAGCUCACCUAGGUGGCUUGACAGUGCUCAUCCCGUUAGGACCUAUGCUUGUUUCCAUACUUCCGUCAAGUUAAAAAUGGUCGAGCGUAAAGCGAACUUUUUGGCAAACCGGGAGCUUCAACAACAACAUGUACAAAAACAUGAUUCUCGCACCCAAAGAACGCCAUGGCUUCUACUGAAAGACGAAAAGGGCUGGACUGAGAAAUAUGUCAACAGAGAUCAACCAAACAGGGCAGCAAUGCCAGUUCCAUUUAUGCCGCCACCUCUUCAGGGACCCCGUGAUUUGACUUCUGAUAUUAUGACUUUGACAUCGGACUUUUGUGGUCAACUUCCUAGCGCCACUAAGAGAGAAAACUUAACAUGCUCUACACAUGGAAGUCUUGGGCAAAACCGACCUGAUAUUUAUCCCUCUGCCGCGGAUCAACUUCCAAGGACCGCGUCGCGAAAUACGGUUAUGUUACCGGACAAAGACUCUGAUACUAACCGUUCAAGGCGGCCUACAAGCCAAUUCAGCUUGGAGGGUGCAUCUCGCCCUUUUCCUACGAAAGACUACGCCCCUAAAACGGCCACUUCCAGGAAAGGACUUUCUAGCGCUUGGAUGGUGCCCAACUUCCGUUUCCAUAGACUGGUUUUGGAUCGCAGCGAUCUCCCUGCGUUACCGUUCCUUGGUAACUAUCAUGAGCAAGGAACCCAGGGAAAAGAUGAGCUUGAGCUUAUACUUGAUGAUCAAGAUGCUAAUGCUACUCAUACCUACUGGCUUCUUGACCUAAUAUCCGGGAUAAGCGGGUUUUGUCAUGUCGAAACUGUUUCUGCCAUUGCAGGGUUGCUUGAGAGUCUUCAGCCUGUUCAUCCUAUUGAAGUGAUUGAUGAUAUCCAGUCAACGGUAGUUUCAGAUAUUCUGGGUCAUGCGAAACAUCUGGCGAAUCCCAAACGGGUUAUGAACUUGAAUCUUCGGUUACCGGCAUGCCGUGUGAGAUUUAUCAACUCCACAGCUAUUGAAGAAUCGGAAAUUUCGGCAGUUAGGGACCAAUUUGAUCUAGAGGUAGUACGAGCCCGCAUUAUGCUCAGCAAGAAGUCAGAAAUCAGAAAUGAUGCAGUGAAGCCGAAGCAAACGGGAUUGACGACACAUCUUACAGCUACCGUUAUAUCUUUAUCCGCCCUAACAGAGGGACUCGAAAACCCUGGAGCGCAUAAACUUUGCCAUCUCAGGACACAAGAUCUCGUACUGUGGUCAGUUACUGAGAAAGCAGCCCGUUCACGCGUCCAGACCCAAGAAACCCUCAAUUUCUAA
Molecule: messenger RNA, 4521 nt
Organism: Uncinocarpus reesii 1704
Lineage: Eukaryota; Fungi; Ascomycota; Eurotiomycetes; Onygenales; Onygenaceae
Exons: 4
Coding region: 1-4521 (1506 amino acids)
Biological process (GO): fermentation
Cellular component (GO): membrane
Source: RefSeq, a predicted model, not a curated record